This is a messenger RNA of Tilletiopsis washingtonensis, 581 nucleotides long. RefSeq lists its product as hypothetical. The record is from RefSeq and is a predicted model, not a curated record. Lineage: Eukaryota; Fungi; Basidiomycota; Exobasidiomycetes; Entylomatales. Bases 9 to 575 code for a protein of 188 amino acids. Gene Ontology annotation, biological process: mitochondrial respiratory chain complex I assembly. The transcript is spliced from 3 exons.
UCUCCGACAUGGCGCCGCCGAUCUCCAACCCCGCCGAGCUGCCCGAGGCGUUCGAGCAGCGCUCCGCCCUCGCCGCCAUGAUGAGCGGCGCGGCGACGACGGGCGCCGCCGGCGUCCUCAUCUCGGCCGUGCAGAACUCGCUGCAGACGCACCGUGCCGGCGCCCUCGGCGUCGUGACGCGCACCGGCGGCACGAUUGCCUUCUUCACCGCCCUCGGCGGCGCCUUCUCCUUCGCCGAGUCGAUGAGCGCAAACGUGCGCCAGCGCAACGACGCCUGGAACACGGCCAUCGGCGGUGCGGCCGCCGGCCUCGUUGUCGGCGCGCGCGCGCGCUCGAUCCCGACCCUCUUCGGCGCCAGUGCCGGUCUCGCACUGCUCCUCGGCGUGUUCGAUGAGGCAGGUGCAUCGCUCACUGGCUCGAACAAGCGGCCGUCGCUGCUCGAUGCAGUUGGGCGCUCGGGUGACGCCGACAGCGACCACGUGCCCGUUGGAAGCCGCGGCUGGCGGGAGGAGCGGGAUGAGAGGAGACGGCGUUUCUUCAAGCAGCCGAAGGAGGACGUCCAGACAUCCGAGUAGGAGCGC